UGGGUGGUGGUCGUGCUUUCCAUCGCCUGCGCUUGGUUCUUUUCUCCAUACCUGCCUACCUACCUACCUACACUCAUCGAUCUAUCUAGGUGUAUCCAGAUCCUUUGCAGGGUCCCCCCUUACUUACGUCCCUUACGGCACGUCUCUUUCCAUCUCAAUUGACUUCACUUCCAUCUCUUCAGUCCUAAAAAAAGAUGGACAACGACACUACAGCAGCCCCCAAACCAAGCUCGGGUCCCACCAACACGACCAUCAGAAUCGAAGAACCAUCCUUCCCCCCUAAAGACACCAAUGAUCCCGACCGAGACCGAGAACCUGCAACCGGUGUCUCAACCGGCGUGAACUUUCGUUCGAGAGGCGGCUCCAUGUCCAGCUGCCACCGCCCCGAGCUAGUCGGAGGAGUUUUCAACCCUCGCAGCAUCAUCUCUCGCGGGAAAAGACCGGCUGAUAGUCGCUCUUCUCACGACAAUGGCACGUCACAGUCGCAUCUUGAUAUCGAAGAGGGAGAUGAUUGGCGGGGUGGAUAUGAGAAGAAGAAGCAGGUGUUUAAGGGACGAACUUUGCUUUGGUUGGCCUACCAAUCUGUGGGUGUGAUCUAUGGAGAUAUCGGAACGAGUCCGCUCUACGUGUUCUCGUCAACGUUCACUGCUCCACCCACCCACAGAGAUUUACUCCAAGUUCUCUCGGUUGUCAUUUGGUCCAUCACCAUCCUCGUCACGUUCAAGUACAUCUUUGUCAUUCUUCAUGCGGAUAAUGAGGGCGAAGGUGGUACCUUUAGCUGCUAUUCGUUGCUUACCAGAUUUGCCAACAUCACCGAGCGCGACCCGCGAGAAGAAGUGACUGUGCGGAUGGAAAGACAUCUAACCAACGAGCUCAAACCCCCUACCCGCAGUUUGCGCGCCAAACUCGAGGGGAGCAGGUUCACCCACGUUUUGCUCAAAAUCAUUGGCGUCCUUGCCGUCUCCAUGGUCAUGUCCGACGGCGUCUUGACCCCGGCUCAGUCGGUCCUCGGAGCCGUCCAGGGAUUAUCCGUUGUCAAGCCUGAUAUUUCAAAGUCCACCGUCACCGGCACAACGUGCGGCAUCCUGGUCCUUCUGUUUCUGAUCCAGCCACUCGGUACAUCAAAAAUUGCAACCACAUUUGCGCCCAUCGUCAUCGUCUGGCUAGGGUUAAACUUUUCCUUUGGCAUCUACAACCUGGUCACAUUUGACUGGACGGUCCUGAAGGCUUUCAGCCCCUACUUUGCCUUUCAGUUCUUUAUCGAGCACAAAACGCGCGCUUGGAAGAUGCUCGGCGGUGUUCUUCUGUCCUUCACUGGCGUCGAAGCUUUGUUUGCCGACCUAGGAGCCUUUAGUCUUCAUGCCAUUCAACUGAGCUGGAUGUGCUACACCUACCCCUGCUUGCUGUUGGCAUAUAUCGGACAAGCAGCCUACAUCAGUCACCACCCGGACGCCUACACGAACCCUUUCUUCAACGCAACUCCUCCAGGAACCCUUUACCCAAGUCUGGUCAUCGCCAUUCUUGCUGCCAUAGUAGCCAGCCAAGCCAUGAUUACGGCAACCUUCCAGCUCAUCAGUCAGAUCAUGAAGCUUUCCUACUGUCCGCAAGUCAAAGUGGUGCACACCUCACAGACCUUCCACGGGCAGAUCUACGUGCCCUUUGUGAACUGGCUACUUAUGCUCGGCGCAAUUCUCGUCACGGCUGUCUACGGCGACACCGUCAAGCUCGGCAAUGCCUACGGCGUCUGCGUCAUGUUUGUCACCUUCUUCGACACCUGCAUGGUCACUCUUGUUUCCCUCAUUGUGUGGAAGCUCUCGCCCUUCCUGGUUUUCGUUCCCUGGCUGGUCUUUGCCUCCGUCGACGGAUUGUACCUCUCGGCGGCACUAAUCAAGGUCCCCGAGGGCGCCUGGUUUACGCUCACGCUUUCCGGUAUUCUCACCUCGCUGUUUCUUCUGUGGCGCUUCGGCAAGGAGAACCAGUGGCGGGCCGAGGCCGAAGACCGGUUCAAGCCGUCGCAUCUUAUCGUCAAGGACAAAAAUGAGGGUGGUCGGCUACGGUUGCAACCAGUAUGGGGCGGCGACCCGCUCAGUUCACUUCGUGGGUUUGGCAUCUUCUUCGACAAGACAGGCGUGAUGACGCCUGCGGUGUUCACGCACUAUGUGACCAAGUUUGUCGCGAUUCCGGAGGUAGCGGUGUUCUUCCAUCUGCAUCCAGUUGAGGCGCCGACGGUGUUGCCCGAGGAGCGGUAUGCUGUGUCGCAUUUUACUGCGGUGCCGGGGUGUUAUAGGCUGGUGAUCAAGCAUGGUUUCAUGGAUCAGGUGAUAAGUCCUGACUUGGCGGCUUUGAUCUACGAACAAAUCAGGCGGUUUGUAGUGAGACAGGCUACAGAGAGAAUGAGAGCGUUAGAGAAGUUGAGGACGGGCGAGGAUACGGACUGCGAAGGGGAACAGGAGGCCGCAAAGGGGGAGACUUCUCACCGGACAGAAUCGUCAGGGGCAUCGGGUCCUGAUAGUGUACUACUACCCGUCGAGCUCCGCGAUGAAGAGGCGGCGGCAGAAUUGGCUCGUCUUGACCGUGCGUAUGCUUCCAAGAUUCUGUACGUGGUUGGAAAGGAACAGAUGCGAAUCAAGACGGGUGCACCGAUUGCUCGAAGGCUUAUGUUGUCGGUGUUCUUGUGGAUCAGGGACAACACCCGGGCGAAGAUUGCGAAUCUGCAGUUGGCGAUGGAUCGUCUGGUUGAGGUAGGCUUCGUCAAGGAGAUUUGAAGGGACAUUGAAAGAUGAACUCGGUCUGGCGAUGUCUAUUCUGAACUGAGCUGUCAUGUCAGUUUCCCAUCAUGUCAGCGAGCCAU
This is a messenger RNA of Neurospora hispaniola, 2851 nucleotides long. Its product is annotated as potassium transporter hak-1. Lineage: Eukaryota; Fungi; Ascomycota; Sordariomycetes; Sordariales; Sordariaceae. Gene Ontology annotation, cellular component: membrane. Gene Ontology annotation, biological process: potassium ion transmembrane transport. The transcript has 3 exons. The coding region runs from base 195 to 2765 and encodes 856 amino acids. Gene Ontology annotation, molecular function: potassium ion transmembrane transporter activity. The record is from RefSeq and is a predicted model, not a curated record.